Exophiala mesophila is the source of this 1218-nucleotide messenger RNA. RefSeq lists its product as uncharacterized. The transcript has a single exon. NCBI's taxonomy places the organism in Eukaryota, Fungi, Ascomycota, Eurotiomycetes, Chaetothyriales, Herpotrichiellaceae. The record is from RefSeq and is a predicted model, not a curated record. The coding region runs from base 128 to 1021 and encodes 297 amino acids.
AUCCGAGAUCUCACUUCAGAUCCUACCAGAUCCUACGUCCGUUUUCUGGACAUUGUGCUCUCGUUCGUCCAUUGGGAAUCUAUAUCCCCCAUGUACCCGCCGUCGUAAAGCACAUUUCCUACACGCCAUGGCACCAUGGGCAAGCUGCUGUACAUGCGCCACCCUCCUCGAUGACACCAAGAAGGGUGGUCACCACUACUCAUCGUCAUCGUCAGAGAAACCCAUCCUCUUCACCCGCCACUUAGACUGUUGCCAACGAGACAUCUGCGCAACCUGUCAAAACUCGAAUCCACGCUUCCAGGAAUACUGUCCCUUUUGCCAGAUCUCGACGGGGCCGUCGGCACUGCCCAAGGAGGGGCUACGACUCCCUCCAUCAUACACCAGAAGAGAUGGAACCAAAUCCAACAAUGAUAAAGAGAGAGACACGACGGCAGCACCCCCUAGCUACGAUGAAGCCAUCUCGGUAACCCAAACCUCUUCAUCAUCGUUCAUGACAGCGAACCCCUCUUCCUCUUCCUCUUCCUCUGCCUCCUCCUCCUUCUCCUCCGCCCCCCAAAAUACCGACGACAUCGUCCACCACCUAUCACCAACCGACACACUGGCUGGACUCAGCGUUGCAUACGGAGUACCUGUGGCCAUUCUACGUCGACACAACCACUUAUUCAGCGACACGCUGGUGACAGCACGCAAGUGGUUGUUAAUCCCCGCGACGCAUUACUCCGGGCCCAGUCUCAGCAAACCGCCCGACGCAGCCGAGGAGGAGAGAAAACUCAAGCUACGCCGAUGGAUGGUCGCCACCAAGUGCGCUGACUACACCGUUGCCCAACUUUAUCUCAAGGGUGCAGAUGGCGAUCUCGACGCUGCAGUCGCUCUUUACAAGGACGAUGAUGAUUGGGAAAGGAACAAUCCUCUCAAACAUAAUGCGAGGACGAGGAACAGUAACAACAACAACGGUCGUUCGUCGAGGUCGUCGUCCUCGGCUACAGCGGCUGCGGGUUUCGUUGCUCAAUUGUCUCGAUGACAUCGGAGCACGUUUGUGCAUCUCCAGAAGGAGGAGAGACCUGAUGAAUAACUUAGAUAUACGAGGCAACUGACCAGGCAAACAUGAUGACUUUGAUGGACUUAUGGCGAACUGGAGUUGGUUGGUGUUUUGCUAGGAUUGGGCACUUUAGAUAUGUGUGUAUACAUUAGGAGUCAAUAUACCAACGUGCGUUUCCA